AUGUUGACCUCCAGCCAGUCUGAACAUGGAUCCCAUUCUCCAGUCCGACACUCACAUGAAACCAGCAGGUCUGGUCAUGAUACGCAGGAUCAUCAUGGUUUCAACAGGCAAGCGCAUUCAGACUUCCGGAACCAGUCAAAUUCUCGCCCAUCUCCCUAUCCAGGCCGCACGGGAGAUUCCCCGCCAGCUCGUAGUAGCCGAACUCCAGGAUUUCUUGGGCAUAAUAGAUCCCGAGAGAGCACCAAUGCGGGUCACCAGGCUGGAACAGCCGCAGCUAGAGGCAUUGGUGCAAAUUGUAAUGCAGCGACUGGGUCUUGUGGAGUCAACCAACCAUGGCCGCCGACUGUGGUCCCAUUCAACCCCUUCAAUGGGGAGUUCAAUGAUGAAUUCGUCAGGAACUUGGGCCAGACAUUUGAUCAUAAUGCGCCGUACACUGCCUUUGUGGAGGAGCUUGUCAUGGUCCCUCAACCACGCCAGUAUGCUAUUUUGUUAUACUCAGUUUUAUCAGUGAGGCAGUCAAUUGAGUCCCUGAUACGGACACGCGACGAAGCUCGGGAGGCAAUUCCUGCACUGGUUGCCAUCCCUUUGUCACUUCAAGCAAGGAUGCAUACAUUCCAACGGUUCUUCCGAACGUUUGUCCAAUCACGGGCAAAGGAGAUCUUACUGGACCCGACACUGGAGAUCUACUCAUGUGAGCCGGUUAGGGGUGCUCCUCCUGCGGGCAGGAGCUUGCUAGAACAGGUUUUGGAUCAUGUUAGGACCCAGUCCGAGGACUUCAAGCGAGAUUACCUACCACCUGGAUACAUUGACCAGGAGCCCGCCGCCGAGGCAAGUGUGAAUUCGGAGCUGCGUGAUCGGAUCAAGCAUGAACAAGGCGCCAUGCAUAACAUGCUCCCCACAAUGGUCCAUGAUCCUCAAGGACGCCCAAUUACACACCCAGUCCCCACGCUCACUAAUCUGAUUAUAGACGUAAGUUGCGGCUACAUAUUUGAGGGCUUGCAAGCUGUAUAUGCUGGUCUGCCUGCAGAUAUGAGCAGGGAACAAUACAAUUGGCGGGUCCGUACCCGUGUUGCUUACCUACGGAUUCAGACUAUAUAUCACUAUGCUCGGCCGGCUCCAGGCAACGUCAAUCGGCAAUGGGCAUUGGUGGAUGAACAACUUCAAGCCCUGCGUGCAAAGGAUGGGCCAUAUAGGCGAGCGUUCUUCCGACUGAUCAUGGAGCUUGAUCAAGCAACCUUUGGCGACAAGUUUUUCACUGAAAUGGACGUUGACAGCAUCAGGCCACCUACAGAAGAAGAAGUGCUGGCUAAAAUGGAGCUGAUGGCUGCUGAGCGAGCCGCGGGUGGAGCUGGCAAUGAUGGCGCCGCGGCUAUAUGA
This is a messenger RNA of Puccinia triticina, 1377 nucleotides long. RefSeq lists its product as uncharacterized. The record is from RefSeq and is a predicted model, not a curated record. The coding region runs from base 1 to 1377 and encodes 458 amino acids. The transcript is spliced from 7 exons. NCBI's taxonomy places the organism in Eukaryota, Fungi, Basidiomycota, Pucciniomycetes, Pucciniales, Pucciniaceae.